This is a messenger RNA of Haliotis rubra (blacklip abalone), 2278 nucleotides long. Its product is annotated as solute carrier organic anion transporter family member 3A1-like. Bases 100 to 2127 code for a protein of 675 amino acids. NCBI's taxonomy places the organism in Eukaryota, Metazoa, Mollusca, Gastropoda, Lepetellida, Haliotidae. Gene Ontology annotation, biological process: sodium-independent organic anion transport; transmembrane transport. The transcript has 10 exons. Gene Ontology annotation, molecular function: protein binding. Gene Ontology annotation, cellular component: membrane. The record is from RefSeq and is a predicted model, not a curated record.
AGCUGGAGGUGACUUGGUCCGCCGACCUGCAGGUAUAAGAGAGACAAGACUCGGUCUGUGCACCUGACGCAUCUCUUGAUGAAGAACUGAUUCAGAAAAAUGAACAGCGCACAGGAUCCAGUGGUAGGAAUACCUAAGGGUGGCAUCUACAAGUUCUUCAUGCGCUCUCGUUCGGUCUUCGAAGACAAGGUAAAGGAUGAGAAGAACGGCACAAAGGAUGAGGAUACUAAUGAGGAAACACAAUGUGGCAUCGGUUCCUGUAAACCCCAGGCUUGUCAGCCUUUUGGUAGCCUCAUAGCAUUCACAUGUUCCUACAGCGUUGUGGUCAUGUUUAUGCAGACGCUCACAACUUUGUUGUCGUCACAGAUCAGCACUCUAGAGAAACACUUCAACUUCAGCAGCACCAUCAGCGGGCUCCUCAUCAGCAGUAACGACAUCGGUUACGUCACUGCAGCCCUAUUUUUCAGUCAUUUCGGCAAACAUGGUCACAUACCAAGAAUCCUUGGCGUGAAUGGGCUAAUAUUUGGCUUUGCCGGCAUUUUCACAUCCUUGGCGAAUUUCAUCCAUCCUGUCAGUCUCCCGGAAGAGGUAUCAAACACGACCAAUGCCUACGAAACCCAGUUCGUGUGUCGGGAGAGUAAUGUGACCAAUAUCAGUUCAUCUGCUCACGAAGAAGGUACCUACGAAACUGGCCGAUCGACCUUGGCGUUGUGGGUCAUUGGGUUUACAAUGGCAUUGCAAGGUGUUGCCAAAACCCCACGUAUCCCAUUGUCCAGUUUCUACAUCGACAACAACGUAGGAAACAGGGCACGCACCUCUAUAUAUAUAGGAGCGCUGAUGACAUGCCUGAUAUUUGGACCAUCUGUUGCCCUCGUGGUUGGGAGUGCCUUGUCCAAGAUUCCAGUGGAUCUUAAAAACACCUACCUGACUCCUGACGACCCUCGCUGGAUUGGCGCUUGGUGGUUGGGUUUCGUUGUUUUCGGGGGAAUUGCACUGCUCGUGUCUAUUCCACUUUUUCUUUUCCCAAAAAGAAUUGCAGGCGCUCCUAAAUACGAGAUUCCAGACACGGAAACAGCUCUUGGGAAGAUCAAAGAUUUGCCUCUGUCUAUUCUGCGAGUCCUCUCCAGGCCAGUGUACACAAUCUCUCUCAUGAACACUUGCAUGUACGGGUUUGCCAUCAGCGGCUUCAUCUCCUUUGCACCGAAGUAUGUAGAGCAGCAGUUCAAUAUACCGGCAUGGAGGACCAGUCUUAUUUUAGGUAUAUCUAACCUGGUAACGUCAGCGGCGGGAACGUUCAUGGGCGGCGUCUUCACCGGCAGACUCAACCUCUCGCGGCAGGGAUGUCUGAAACUUAUAAUGGUUGUACAUACAGUAACGAUUGGUCUCAACGCCUGUAACUUCAUACUUGGCUGUGAAAACACCCCCAUUGAAGGAGUCGAUUUCUUCCGUGACGACAACGAAACUGGUCCAGCAUGCUUCUGCAGUGGGACGUCAUCUCUGCUUGUAUGUGGAGCUGAUCACGUGACCUACUCUACCCCCUGUCAAGCGGGAUGCUGGAACCACACGGGAGAUGUAUACAGUAACUGCUACCGUGUCGAAGGGAUGACAGCGACACCAGGUAUUUGCGACAACGGCUGUAACUACCUCAUCCCCUACCUUGCGACGUCGGUGCUAAUGACAAUGUUCGGGACAGUUGCGCUCCUUCCACACUACAUGGUAAUCUUGAGGAGCGUGGAGGAGCGAGACAAGGCUAUUGCAAUGGGCAUGUUGAACUUUGUCUCAACAUUACUUGGUUGGUUACCAGCUCCCAUUGUGUAUGGGAAGGUCAUUGACAGCGCCUGUAAACUCCUGCAAGGGAGCUCAUCCGAGGGAAACAGUGCCUGCUCGCUGUACGACAUCGUCGAUCUCCGGUACAAGGUGUUUGGUCUGGAAGUGUCAAUCAAAGUGGCGUCCUUCAUCCUGCUUGCCAUAUCCCUCAUUGUGUGUCGCAGGGAAGACAGGAAAGUUGAGAACGAGGAGCAAACACAAAAUAAUGUCGUCCUCACGAAGAAGAUGUCUCAAAUUGACGGAGAAAAGUCCGUUGGAAACAACGUCAAUGGGACGUUGGGAAACUCUCAAAAAUAUUAGAAACACCGUUUUCUCCUUUGGCGUAAAGCUGUGUGGUGGGCUCAUUCUUUGAAGGAGGGGAAAAUGUGUUUAAUUUGAGUAUUAUAAACAGAAAAAGAAACAUAUUACGAUAUUGAACGCCUCCUGCGACCUCGAACGUUUAGAAACCACG